Trifolium pratense (red clover) is the source of this 1763-nucleotide messenger RNA. Its product is annotated as FBD-associated F-box protein At5g56370-like. Gene Ontology annotation, molecular function: protein binding. Bases 54 to 1274 code for a protein of 406 amino acids. The record is from RefSeq and is a predicted model, not a curated record. Lineage: Eukaryota; Viridiplantae; Streptophyta; Magnoliopsida; Fabales; Fabaceae. The transcript is spliced from 4 exons.
AACCUCUUCUCUGUAGUUACCUCCAACGGUUCUCAUUUCUUGAAACACGAAAAAUGCCACCGCGACGGAGAAAUUCAAGAUCAUCAGCACCGGUGGUCGAUAAGAUAAGCACUUUACCGGACGAUAUUCUUCGCCGUAUUCUCUCUUUCCUCACCACCAAAGAAGCUGUUUCCACAAUCAUUCUAUCAAAGAGGUGGACUCAUCUCUGCCACCAUGUUCCCAAUCUCCGCUUCACCAACAUCAAACUCAACUCCGUUCAAUCAAUUCUCCGUUUUAACCAAUCUGUAUACUCCGUUUUGCUCUCUCGACAACUCUCCGGUUCCAAUUCCAUCAACGAUUUCCACCUCCACAUUCAAUACGGUAACCCUAAUCAUGGCCAUAUCCACGGUUUUCCUCAUGUCAUAAAAUGGAUCAAAUUCUUUGUUCAACGCGGCCUUCAGUAUCUUCAUCUCGAUAUCGGCACCGAUGUUUACACCAACUCCAAGUUUCCUAUUAGCAUCUUCACAUACACAACCCUUGUAAGUCUUAACCUGUGUGGAUUCUAUAUCAAGUUUUCUUCAAAUGGAUUUCAAUUUCCAUCACUCAAAACACUUCAUUUGAUGACUGUCACGUUUUCGGAAGUUAAAGAUUUUGUCUUGCUUAUAGCUGGAUGUCCAAUUCUUGAGGAUCUUGAUGUGUUAGGUUUAACCUGCAACCAUAAAGAUUCUCUUACCAUUCAAGAGUAUAAAAGCUUACGCUUUCCGAGAUUGACUAGAGCAAGUAUAAGGGAAAUAUUUUGUGAUUUUCCAGCGAAAACAAUUUCUAAUUCGGAGUUUCUUAGCAUAGAUACAAUAAUGUAUUCAGAUGAUGAGCUGAAUCGGCUGAAGCUCCCUUGUGAUGACAUUUAUAUCUUUCAUAAUUUGACCCAUUUGGAGAUCCAAGAUUGUUGGGAUACGAUGUUACAACUUUUCCACCUAUGCCCUAAGCUUCAAAGUCUCAAACUUGGUCAGAAGUAUAACGCGGCAAUGUGGGAUGAAGAUGAUGAUGAUAGUUAUGUGGUACCAGAACCAGAAUUUGUUCCACAAUGCCUUUUAUCAUACUUUAGAACUUGCACUAUUGAGGACUUUUUAAGCCGAAAAUAUGAGAUUCAUUUGGCAGAAUAUAUUUUGAGAAAUGCCAAGAAUUUACAGGCUAUGACAAUCCGGUGCUAUUGGGGAAUGCCAAAAUUAGAAAAAUAUUUGUCCCAGUGCCCGAAGGCCUCAGCAACAUGUGAACUUUCAGUUUAUAUUGAAUGAUAUAACAUACAGACUAUAUUUGGGACUCUGGAAAGAGUUGAGUCUUUCUUUGUGGUUACUUGAAAGGUGAAAGAUAGAUUCGAGGAUUCAGCACUGAAGGGUGAUUUUAGAUAUUUUGUCAAAAUCUUAAGGCAUGAAAAUACAUUUCAUAUGAGCUGAACUGCAGCACCGAUCAGAAACACCAUAUAUAAUGCCCAAUUUCAUGGAUUUCUAAUGUUAUGCAGAUAUUUUGAUCUUACUGGCUACAGGUGAUGACAUGAUUGGUAUUUUCUUAAGAGACUGAGAUAUUAAAAGCAAUACAUAUUUUGAAUUACUAAAUCAGUGUUAUGAUUUUUUUUCUUCUUCAUAGUUUUUAGUGGUUAUUUUGGGCUUUAUUCCCUUGUAUUCACAUAGAAAAAUAUUGUUAGUCUUUGCCAAAAUUAUUUUCAGGAUUGCAUUGAUCAACUAUACAUACUAAGUCAAUGGAACAAAAACUUUUCUUCUUGUUUA